CCAGCAACUUAUUUAGAAAAUGAUAAAAAAUAUUUUUCUGUCAAUCUAUAUAAAAAAAAACAAAAAUAGAUCUAAAUAGAUUAGUAUUAUUAAAGAAUAUAAUGAGGUUUUUCCGUACAAUAAUUAAGUAAAUAUCAAGCUUAAACCCAUCCUGUACGUUUUAAGUUGAAGACAAAUUAGUCGAAAUUCCAGCUUGGUUAUCGUCUAGACAUUAAAAUAUCAUUUCUUUCAUCAAUUAAACAAAAAUAUUUGUCAAUUUCACAUUAUCUUCGAUACUGUAUAUAAAAAUUAUUAAUUUAAUUUUUAACUUAGGUACACAGGUACUUUUGAACAAAAUAUUUUUUAAUUCGCAUUGCUCUCUAUUUUUGUGUAAAUAUACAAUGGCAGCAAAUCUUACAAGUAUGAGUGAAUAUGAAGAAUACGCUAAAGAAAUGUUACCGAAAGCAUUUUUUGAAUUUGUGUCACAAGGUACGGGCCAUCAAGACACUCUGAGGAAUAAUUUGAAGUCGUACAAAAGGUACAGGAUUUUGCCGCGUUAUCUUCGUAAUGUUGAAGAAAGAACUAUGAGUAGAACCAUCUUAGGCAAGGAGGUAGCAUUUCCUAUUGGAUUAGCACCAACAGCUUGUCAAAAGCUUGCUAACAGAGAUGGAGAAUGUGCUGCGGCAAGAGCCGCUCAAGAUUUAAAUACCAUUUACACACUAAGUUCACACUCUUCUUCAACCAUCGAAGAAGUAGCAGAAGCUGCUCCUAAAGGAAGAAAAUGGCUACAAUUCUACAUCUUUAAAUUAAGACAAAUAUCUCUGGAUAUAAUUGCUCUUGCCGAAAAAUUAGGAUUCGAAGCGAUAGUUUUGACUAUAGAUUUUGCAGUAGUGGGUUCUCGAGAUACUUUUAAGAAAUAUGACAAUCCUUUACCUGCUCAUUUAUCGCUGGCUAUUCUCAAAAAGUAUUUAGAUUCAGGUGUACUUCGUCGAGGAGAAUUGUCGGACGCAACAGCAGAUUGGAGUUACAUUAAAUGGUUGAAAAGCGUUACUAAACUUCCCAUAAUUGCUAAAGGAGUUUUAACCCCCGAAGAUGCCAUUCUAGCCGUAGAAGCUGGAGUAUCAGCUGUAAUAGUAUCCAAUCACGGUGCCAGACAACUUGAUGGAGUUCCUUCAACGAUUGAGGCAUUACCAGAAAUAAUUAACGCGAUUGGAGAUAAAGUAGAAGUGUAUAUUGAUGGAGGAAUUAGAAAUGGCACCGAUGUUUAUAAAGCUUUAGCUCUCGGAGCUAGAAUGGUGUUUGUAGGUAGACCGAUAUUUUGGGGCCUUUGUCAUAAAGGUGAAGAAGGGGUUAAAAAUGUUCUAACGCUACUUAAAAACGAGCUUGACAAAGCACUUGCACUUUCAGGGUGUCCCAAUGUAGAUGAUAUCAGCAAAAAUAAUAUUGUUCAUGAAUCACAUUAUUCCAAAAUUUAAAAUUGAGUUCAAUAUUCAUACAAUAAACAUUUAUAAGAGUUUUUUAAUUUUAUCUAUAUUUUUUGGUUUUUGUGCAACUAGGUACAAGUUAAUAAAACAUUUUGUUAUUCA
This is a messenger RNA of Psylliodes chrysocephalus, 1565 nucleotides long. NCBI's taxonomy places the organism in Eukaryota, Metazoa, Arthropoda, Insecta, Coleoptera, Chrysomelidae. The record is from the annotation of a GenBank genome assembly.